UGUCAUGGUGCACUGCAUCCUGCGCAGAGAGGUCCAGGAGGCGGUGAAGUGCCGUGUUGUGGACCGCAAAGACGACGGGAACGGUGAUUCCGGCAACUCCCUGCAGAACGGCCACACACAGCUUGUGUCUGACUUUGAGAAGGAUGCUGACUCAAACCGACCAGGUGGAAUGAAGAGCUCCUCCGAGGAGAAGAUGCCUCCUCCACAGAUGCCCCUGCCCCUCGGCCCAAACUUCCACACCCUUCCAUCCAACCCCAGCAGAAAGUGCCACAUUCCCCCCGUCCCCGA
Messenger RNA from Sinocyclocheilus anshuiensis, 288 nucleotides. Its product is annotated as brain-specific angiogenesis inhibitor 1-like. The transcript is spliced from 4 exons. Lineage: Eukaryota; Metazoa; Chordata; Actinopteri; Cypriniformes; Cyprinidae. The record is from RefSeq and is a predicted model, not a curated record. The annotation marks the transcript as partial.